Molecule: messenger RNA, 2771 nt
Organism: Pyrenophora tritici-repentis Pt-1C-BFP
Lineage: Eukaryota; Fungi; Ascomycota; Dothideomycetes; Pleosporales; Pleosporaceae
Product: PH domain containing protein
Source: RefSeq, a predicted model, not a curated record
GCAAACAAAAGCAAAUAACGCAGUAGCCAAGGUAGCAAUCAUAGCAAUCUUUCGACAUGGCGUCGCAGCGCCCAAUUACCCCUUCAGCAUACGCUCCUGUACCGCAAGUAGACGACCCAACUUACCUCAGUCGCGGAUACGGCGCUUCUGCACCCACACAGUAUGGCGUACAUGACUUCGCCGACGGUCCAGCAAGCGCACCACAGGAACGUUCGCGCCUCGGCAGGUUCGAGGAGGACUUCGAUGCGCGCACACGGGGUUCUUCCAUCCUCGACGGCGACAUGCCCCAGCGCUCUUCCUCGCGAUCCUCUACACUCAAUCAAGGGAUAGCGCCUUCACGUAGCGGCACACUGAAGAAGAAGAACUCGGUCAAGAGGAGCGGCAGCUUGAAGCGAAGUGGGAGCAGGAAGUCAAUCCACGCUGGCAGCAUUCGCGGCGUUGCUAUCGAAGACCAAGAGCGGGGCUAUGAUCGCGAGGACAGUGUCUUUUACACACCCGUACCAACAAAGGGCACGCCUACUGAGCUACUCGCAGAACGCUUCCAGACCUGGCGAAAGUUCCUCAAAGACCUCAUUACCUACUUCCGAGAAGUGGCCUCCUCAUACGAGCACCGCGCCAAAUCCCUCCUCAAGGUGUCAAACGUCAUCAACAACACCAAUGCGCCUGCAGCACUCCUACUCGAGGGUGGCUUGAAUGACGCCAACCGUAUCCUUCGCGACUUCCACAAACAGGCUAUCCUCGAAGCCAACAAGGCGAGGGACGUAGAGGCAGAUGUCAUCAACCAGCUCAGCGGACUGCGAGCCGAUCUUGCGCAGAAGAUCAAGGAGAUCAAGUCACUUUCUGGCGAUUUUAAGAAUAACGUCGAGAAGGAGAAGGAGACGACGAGAAAGUGUGUGACGGCACUCGAGGAAGCUCUGGCCCUGGUCGACUCAGAUCCGGCUGCCAUUGCUGGCAAGGGAGACCCAUAUGUCGUUCGUCUGGGUGUCGAGCGACAAGUAGAGAGACAAAUCGACGAGGAAAACUACCUCCACAGAGCCUACCUCAAUCUCGAGAACUCUGGCCGCGAACUCGAGUCCAUUGUCGUUGGUGAAGUCCAAAAGGCCUACAACGCCCUGGCCAGCAUUCUGAAGCGCGAUGCCGAUGAGCAGUACAACACGGUCGAGAGACUCCGCAAUGGCCCCAUUGCCAUGCCGCGGGACCUUGAGUGGAGCAGAUUCGUGAGAAGCGAUCCCCAUUUUGUCAACCCGGACAUACCACUACGCAGGCUAGAGAAUAUUCAGUAUCCCGGAAAAUACCAUCCAGCCACCACAGAGGUCAGGGCGGGAAUGCUAGAGAGGAAGAGCAAAUAUCUCAAGUCAUACACACCAGGCUGGUAUGUUCUGUCACCUACGCAUCUCCAUGAGUUCAAGUCGGCCGAUCGCAUCUAUACUCAGCCUCCAGUCAUGUCCUUGUAUCUGCCGGACCAGAAGCUUGGCUCUCGAUCUCAGCCCGGAAGUUCCUCCCACAAGUUUGUCAUCAAAGGUCGCCAAGCUGGAUCUAUGCACCGCGGCCACACUUGGGUAUUCCGGGCAGAGACUUACGAGACCAUGGCGGCUUGGUUCGAGGAUAUCAAGGCCUUGACUGAGAAGCGCGGAGAGGAACGCAAUGCCUUUGUACGCCGCCACGCCAGCGUCAGGAGUACCAGUGCCGGCAGCCACCACUCAGCCAGCUCCGAUGGCGGACUAGAAGAAGACGAGGCAGACGCCAUCCCCUUCUCAGCCAAUCAGUCGAUGAAAGACCAGACCGUGCGCGACCAGUCUCCGGUGCGACCUUCACGACCUUCUCCAGGUGGGCGAUUCCCAUCCGAUUUGAUGGUCAACCGUAACUUACAAGCCCCUCUUUCGCCAUCUAGUGGAAGUUCGGAGGUCGGUAAUGAUCUAAACACCAUGGCCGGAGGUCCGCCACAGGAAGCCCAUGCCACGUAUCCCAUCCAGACUCAAUAUGCACAGCCCAUCCCGCAACAGCCUCAACCCAGUUUCGUAAACUCAUACCCAUUCCCCCAGCAAUCGUACGACCCCAUGACUACCAAUGGCUCAUCCUACGCACCCGAUCCCCAGCCCUAUCCAACACAGCAAACCUACACCGAGAACUAUGACCAGCCAAUUGGCAAUGGCCAGCCCAUUCAACGCCACGACAGUAACAACUACGGCAACUGGAUGGCGCCCGCUGCAGGAGGAGCAGCAACUGGAGCCCUAGCAGCCGAAGCAUAUCGGAGGAAGCAGUUGGCGCAGCAACAUAUGCAGGCACAACAACAGAAUCUAAAUGAGCACCCACAGCAACAUCCCGGCGAACAUCCCAGGGCGAUGGACUUUUCAGACGCUACUCCUGUGCAAGACUUCCCUGAACGGCACCCUGACCACAUUCGCCCUGAUCAGAUCGAUGACACAGGUUACGUAGCCCAGCCUGCUGCUCCUAUUGUCGCACCUGUCUUUGACAGCCAAACUCAGCCCCAGAUCAACGGUCAAGGAACACCGGCAACCACGUCGUCUUUUUUAGGAGAGUCUGAGGUAGGCGUCGCCCCUGCCUUUGGUCAGACUGUCAACGGCGGCCCAGUUCCUGUGGAUCUAGUAGAUGCUGCGGACUCUAUGGCACAUCCAGGUAUGCCUAAGAGAAUGGACACCGACAUUAGUGUCAGUGACCUCCAUGUGCCUGGCGAAUAUCCUAGAUCGAGUAUCAGCGGUGCCACGAUCAACGGAAGCAUGCCUGAAGAGAACUCGACGAUGCUGAAGUAA